GCCUUUCUGGGUGUUCCAUGCUCUUAAGCCAUAAGCUGCUCCCACCCACAAGCUCUCUCUUCCUCUGCUGUCUCUCUCGCCUCGCUUCUAUUGGGAGAUUGUGCUGCGGUGCGAGAGAGAGAGAGAGAUGAUGUCGAGGGAGCGCAAGAAAGCGGCAGCUCUGCAGGAGAAGCUGCAACUCCUUCGCUCUCUCACCCACUCCCAUGCUCUGAGCAACACGUCCAUAAUCAUGGACGCCUCCAAGUACAUCAAGGAGCUGAAGCAGAAGGUGGUGAUGCUGAAUCAGGAGAUCGCUUGCGCGGCGCAAGACUCGCGCAGCAGACAGACCUCCUACCCGACGGUGAACGUUGAAACCCUAGGACACGGGUCGUUCCUCGUCAAUGUGUUGUCAGACAAGAGUUGCCCGGGGCUUCUGGUUUCCAUCCUCGAGGCCUUCGACGAGUUGGGCCUCAGCGUCCUCCAAGCCACGGCCACUUGCGCGGAUACUUUCCGCCUAGAAGCCAUAGGAGGGGAGAACCUGAUGGAGAACGUGGAUGAGCACGCCGUGAAGCAGGCCGUGCUGCGGGCCUGCUCCUCACACAGCGGCGGCGGCGGCAACAAGCAAACAUAGCGCAAGCUAGCAGAUCCUCGCCCUCGCCCUCGACCGUCAAGCAUCUCAAUAACAUAUAUUGGUUAAUCUGGUCUAUUGAUUCUCUCUCUCUCUCUCUCUCUCUCUCUCUCUCUCUCUCUCUCUCUCUCUCUCUAUCACAUAUCUCCCUACCGUGUUCCUUCCGUGUUCGUCUCCGGUGAUCGAUGAAUGAUGAGAUGCCUAUUCUCGGUUGAGUAAUGUUGUUAGUCAUGAUGCAUGCAAGGCGGGGCAUAAUAUGACCACGCAUGCAUGAUUAAGGCCUUGAUCAUGUAACACAUGCAUGUGCUGCGAUGUUUGGAAGCUAAGAGCUAAACGGUUGGGGCCUUGUGUCGUA
Messenger RNA from Aegilops tauschii subsp. strangulata, 962 nucleotides. Its product is annotated as transcription factor bHLH61. Gene Ontology annotation, cellular component: nucleus. The record is from RefSeq and is a predicted model, not a curated record. Gene Ontology annotation, molecular function: DNA-binding transcription factor activity; protein dimerization activity; sequence-specific DNA binding. Gene Ontology annotation, biological process: regulation of DNA-templated transcription. NCBI's taxonomy places the organism in Eukaryota, Viridiplantae, Streptophyta, Magnoliopsida, Poales, Poaceae.